CGGGGUUGGCAAGUUGGUCGUCGGGCCGGAAUGCCGACCGGCUAACGAAUAUCUCUCAAAAUUUCGGGGAGAACGACUGACCUCGCUUCGGAUCCCCCCCACGCCGAAGCUGACAAAACUGUGGGGACCCCAGAUUUUGGUCGUGGCUUGCGGCGGAUGAGGCUUUUCCGCGUUGACGUCGUUUGUUUUUGUCCGAAUCAAAUCCCAUUUUCUGAUUCCCGAAACCUGGUUAUAUUCAUACUUGUCAGCUUCCGAUCGGUGGGAUUUGGCCCGCCAUUCUGUAGAUCAACUAACUGCCGGAUGUCGACGUGGACAGUCAAGAUUAUUUCUAGAAGGAAGUUAUUAGGAGCAAACCUUCCUUUUUGUCUCUCAGUCCAACCUUCCGUCUCUCAUUUCAUUUUCCCCAUUCUUUCCUCGCCUAGAAAGCAAUUUAGUUCUAGAACCAACCGCUUCAUAGUUACCUAAGCCAACACGCAACACUGCCGUCAUGACUGUCGUUAACGUUCCACAAGCCCCGCUCCUCCGUCCUUCGGACAAUGGUCAGCGUUAUGAGCUGACCAGCCCUACGGCCAUGCCGUCUGCCGGCGGCUUUCUAUGGAACCAGAGGAUGAUGAUCCAGGCUACAUGUCGGGGAUAUGCCACGGCUCAGUUCAUGCAGCCGGAGCCGGCAAAAUACUCGUACGCCCCCAACGUUGAGGCCAAGACUUUUAUGCAACCCGAGCCCAACUACUACGCACACUACCCGGGACGUUUCUGUUAUGUCAAGGAUGAGGAGACUGGUCGUCUCUUCUCUGCCCCUUACGAACCUGUCCGCGCCAGACUCGACAGCUUCGUCUUUUCCGUCGGCAAGAGCGACAUUCGCUGGAGGGCCCAGCUAGACUGCCUGCGCGUGGACCUGACCUUGCUCCUCCCGACGCAAGACGUGGCCGAGCUGUGGACUGUACGUGUGACCAACCUGUCCGGCCGCCCCCGCAAGGUCAGCGUAUACCCACACUUCACCAUCGGGUACAUGUCUUGGAUGAAUCAGUCGGCCAAGUGGUGUCCAGACCUGCAGGGCAUCGUGGCCACCUGCGUGACGCCUUACCAAAAGGCUGCCGACUGGGAGAAGAACAGGUUCCUCAAGGACAAGACCUACUUUCUCUGCGAGACGAAACCGGCCGCCUGGGAGGCGAGGAACUCGGCUUUCGAGGGCGAAGGGGGCUUGCAGGCACCGUCGGCGUUGACGAGGCCGAGCCUUUCAGACAGCGAUGCUGUUUAUGAGACCCCCACGGCCGUCGUGCAGUACCGGGAGGAGUUGGUACCCGACGACCACCGUGAGUAUCGCUUCAUGUUUGGUCCGGCGUACGACGACGCCGAGAUCAAGGAGAUGCGUGGGCGCUACCUGAGCAAGGAGGCGUUUUCAAAAGUAGCAGAAGACUACGCGGCGUACAUAGAAAAGGGGCGCGGGUGUCUCAGCAUCGAAACUCCCGACGAAGGGCUCAACAACUUUGUCAACAACUGGCUUGCCCGACAGGUCUACUACCACGGCGACGUCAACCGUCUCAGCACCGACCCUCAGACUCGCAACUACCUCCAGGACAACAUGGGAAUGAGCUACAUCAAGCCGGCUGUGGCUAGGCAAGCGUUCCUCAUCGCCCUGUCCCAGCAGGAAGCGACAGGCGCCAUGCCCGACGGCAUCAUCCUCGCCGAGGGUGCCGAGCUCAAGUACAUCAACCAAAUCCCCCACACCGACCACUGCGUCUGGCUCCCCAUCACGCUGGAAGCGUACCUCUCCGAGACGGCAGACUACGCGCUCCUGGACGAGCCCGUCACCACCAAGGCUGACGGCAAAACCCUGACCGUAUUCGAGCGCUUCUCCCGCGCCAUGGACUGGCUCCUGUGCGACAAGGCCCGCGACGAGCGCGGGCUCAGCUACAUCGCGCAGGGCGACUGGUGCGAUCCGAUGAACAUGGUCGGCAUCAAGGGCAAGGGCGUGUCGGGAUGGCUGACCAUCGCGACGGGCUUCGCGGUGAACCUGUGGGCCGACGUGUGCGAGCAGCGCGGCGAGCAGAAACUCGCCCAGCGGUAUCGCGCCGGGGCGGCCGAGGUCAACGACGCCGCCAACCGGCACUUUUGGACGGGCGAGUGGUACGCGCGCGGCAUCACCGAUGACGGCGUGACUUUUGGAGUGCCGUCGGACCCGCACGGCCGCAUCUGGCUCAACCCGCAGUCCUUUGCCAUCCUGGGCGGCGCCGUCGCAAAAUCAUCCGACCCAGCCCGCUGCCGCGCCUCCAUGCUGAACCAGAUCGACGAGCAGCUCACCACCCCCUAUGGAGUGCAGAUGUUCGCGCCAGCGUUUGACGGCAUGCGGGAGGACAUUGGGCGCGUCACGCAAAAGGCGCCCGGGUCGGCCGAGAACGCGGCCGUGUACAACCACGCGGCCAUCUUCUUCAUCCACGCCCUGUACGCCGCGGGCGAGACGGAGCGCGCCUUCAAGUACCUGAGGCAGAUGAUCCCGGGCCCGGGCGAAGAUGACUUCCUCGCGCGCGGCCAGCUGCCCAUAUACAUCCCCAACUACUACCGCGGGGCGUGGCGCGAGCACCCGCGCACGGCCGGCCGGUCGUCGCAGCUGUUCAACACAGGCACCAUCGCGUGGGUGUACCGCUGCGUCGUUGAGGGCUUGUGCGGGCUGCGCGGGGACGCUACGGGUCUGGUAGUUGACCCGCAGCUGCCGGCGCACUGGGACGAGAUGGAGGUUACGCGGGAGUUUAGGGGUGCCACUUUCAGGGUCAGGAUCCGGAGAGAUCCUAGCGUGGACAAGGUCACGGUCAGAAGAGGCGAGCGCGGCGAGGAGGUGCUGCCUAAGCCCCAUGUGAGCAGCAAGGAUAUCAAGGCUGGCGAGACAUACCGUUUGUUUGUCGCAGUGCCUGGCGAGGUCUUGAAGGAGGACUGAACUAAAAUCUCAUAACGGACUUUCUUUUCAUUCCAAAAGAGUCAUGUUAAAUUCAGAUGUAUCCAAGACACCAAAAUAAGAAAGCUUAAAAUAACAUUGCAUGCUGAAAAAAAAUCACAUCCAGCGCGGUCCAGCUGCAGAAAGAUUAUGGCCUAACCGGAGUCAAAUAAAUGUCCAAUGCUGGCUUGUCCCAAAG
Molecule: messenger RNA, 3128 nt
Organism: Pyricularia oryzae 70-15
Lineage: Eukaryota; Fungi; Ascomycota; Sordariomycetes; Magnaporthales; Pyriculariaceae
Exons: 1
Coding region: 488-2932 (814 amino acids)
Biological process (GO): cellulose catabolic process
Molecular function (GO): carbohydrate binding; hexosyltransferase activity
Source: RefSeq, a predicted model, not a curated record